This is a messenger RNA of Mesoplodon densirostris (Blainville's beaked whale), 1239 nucleotides long. RefSeq names its product dystrophin-related protein 2-like. Gene Ontology annotation, biological process: synaptic signaling. Gene Ontology annotation, cellular component: plasma membrane. The coding region runs from base 1 to 1239 and encodes 412 amino acids. The record is from RefSeq and is a predicted model, not a curated record. The transcript is spliced from 10 exons. Lineage: Eukaryota; Metazoa; Chordata; Mammalia; Artiodactyla; Ziphiidae.
AUGGAAGAUGUCAAGUCUCGGGGCCCCUAUAUCUACUCUGUGUUGGAGUCAGCUCAGGCCUUCCUGUCCCAGCACCCAUUUGAUGAAUUAGAGGAGCCUCGCUCUGAGAGCAAAGCCAACUUGCCCACGGCUGAUAGAAUCAGUUGUCUUCAUAUUGAAAGUGUGCCUUCUCCAAGGAAGGUGGUCAUACCUGUGAAACUGGACCCUUUCUGGCCACCUUGGUUUAGAAGGUAUCGGAGUCUGAAACAAUUUAACAUGGACAUCUGCCAGACCUGCUUCCUGACAGGCAGGGCCAGCAAGGGCAACAAGCUUCAUUAUCCCAUCAUGGAGUAUUACACCCCGACCACAUCCAGUGAGAACACGAGGGACUUUGCCACUCUCUUAAAGAACAAAUUCCGCUCAAAGCAUUAUUUCAGCAAACACCCUCAGCGAGGUUAUCUGCCUGUGCAAUCAGUGCUGGAGGCCGACUACAGUGAGACGCCAGCUUCUUCCCUGAUGUUGCCACACGCUGACACACACUCCCGCAUUGAGCAUUUUGCCAGCAGGCUUGCUGAGAUGGAAAGUCAAAAUUGCCCCUUCUUUAAUGACAGCUUGUCCCCAGACGACAGCAUAGACGAGGACCAGUACUUGCUGCAGCACUCCAGCCCCAUUACAGACCGGGAGCCAGCCUUUGGACAGCAGGCUCCGUGCAGCAUGGCCACUGAAAGCAAAGGGGAGCUCGAAAAGAUCCUGGCCCACUUAGAGGAUGAGAACCGGAUUCUCCAGGGGGAGCUGAGGCGCCUGACGUGGCAGCAUGAGGAAGCUGCUGAGGCACCCACCCUGGCUGAGGGCUCUGCCGAGGUAGCACAGGACCACCGCAAUGAGGAGCUGCUGGCUGAGGCCCGGAUCCUUCGGCAGCACAAGAGCUGCCUGGAGACACGCAUGCAGAUUCUUGAAGACCCCAACAAGCAACUCGAGUCCCAGCUGCAGCGCUUAAGGGAGCUGCACCUGCAACCACAUACUGAAUCGGAUGGCAAUGGCUCCGCAGGCUCGUCCCUGGCUUCCUCUCCGCAGCAGUCAGAAGGCAGUCACCCCCAGGAGAAAGGACAGACUACUCCAGACACUCAAGCUGCAGAUGAUGUGGGGUCAAAGAGCCAAGAUGUCAGCCUGUGCUUGGAAGACAUUAUGGAGAAGCUCCGCCGUGCCUUCCCCAGUGUGCGAAGUUCUGAUGUGACUACCAACACUCUGCUGGCCUCCUGA